UCAUGCUGCUGCCAAGUCCAGAGUCUGUCAUGGGUCCCUGUACGGCCUCCCAUUGCUGCUGUCUCCAUCGCCACACUCUGCCAUGUGCCACUUUCAGGUCUCCUCACACACUGCUGGUGUGUUGAAUUUUUUGACAUAGGGUGCUGGCAGAUUACGGGCCUCCCAUAGCUGCUGCCAGGCCCCUAAUCUGCCAUGGGCCCCUAUACCGCCUCCUCAUGCUGCUGCCAGGUCCAGAGUCUCUCAUGGGUCCCUGUACGGCCUCCCAUUGCUGCUGUCUCCAUCGCCACACUCUGCCAUGUGCCACUUUCAGGUCUCCUCACACACUGCUGGUGUGUUGAAUUUUUUGAC
Messenger RNA from Staurois parvus, 348 nucleotides. The record is from the annotation of a GenBank genome assembly. NCBI's taxonomy places the organism in Eukaryota, Metazoa, Chordata, Amphibia, Anura, Ranidae.